Molecule: messenger RNA, 1516 nt
Organism: Protopolystoma xenopodis
Lineage: Eukaryota; Metazoa; Platyhelminthes; Monogenea; Polystomatidea; Polystomatidae
Source: the annotation of a GenBank genome assembly
UAUGUAUAAGCCCAUAGGUUUUGAGCUAAUUUAUCCUGAUGGGUGUAAGGAAAUCAGUGAAUGUAUACGAUUGGAUGAACUAAAACGCCGAUUAAAUGACUUGGCUAAAGCCCUAGCACAAUUGGUGGAGACCGAAUCUUUACAAAAUGAAUCGUCUGAUCAAGAUAAUUCCGGAUUUUUCGGAAUGUCUAAUGAUCACAAUAAAUACAGGAUGAAAGGCCUGCUUUUGCAUUUAUGUACACCCCAAUUCACCCUGAAUUCCGACGUAGAAGUCAGGUUAAGGGUUGCAACUUGUAUUUGCCAUCUAAUCAAAUUGUAUUGUCCUACUAAUCCACUUGAAGGGCUUUCUAAUGGGGCUGCUAUAAUGAAGACUUGCUGUCAAGUCGAUGUUCUUCUCUGGUGUAAUUUAGUAGACGAUGGGGAAGAGCUCCUCCUUGAGUCACUUAAAGUCCUAAUUGGAGUCACCAAAAACAUCAAUGUUUGGGCUUGGUCGAGUGAAGAUAAUGUCAAGCAAUUACUUCUUGACGUACUUUGUCACUUGAUUUCUCGUUCUGAUAAUUUGAUCAAUCAAGAGAUCACAACAUAUUUAAUGCGCUUUCUUAUUGAUCCGCUUAAGACCGCAAACCCAGAGCAAUAUAAUUUUGUGCGUGAUUUGGUAAUUCGGACUUCAACUCAUCUUGAAUAUCAUAUUCAAAUGCUUCUCCAAAGUUUUCUCGUAGUUACAAGUCCAGCGAGUAAAAUAAAAGCAAACGCUUCAAAGCAAGAUAAAAAUGCUCACACUGUGGUUGACAUUGACGAAACAUCUGAAAAAGAUGAUUAUGAAGAAGAGGCAGAUAGCUCAGGACGGCCGGAUGAUACUCUAGGAGAGCAUAGCUUUUUGCUUAUUUACGCUUUACAUAAAAUUCAAGAAAGUCUCGUCGCACCGAUUCUUCCGACGAUAGAAUUAAAAUUGAAAUCUCACAACUCUAGAGAACGUAAACGUGCAUUUAGACUUCUUGCUCGCUUAUUUUCGGAACCUAGUUCAACUCUCUAUCAAAAGUAUCCCAGCCUCUGGGACGCCUUUCUUGGGCGUUUUCAUGAUAUUAGCAGUGAGGUUCGAAGAAUUUGUGUUCACAUGGUGCCACAGUUGCUGAAAAAUAAUCCCGAUCUUCCACAAGAGCGAAUAAGGUCAUCUCUUAAAGAAAGAGUUUUGGAUCAUGAUGAAGGUGUUCGCCUACUUGCCCUCAAAAUUGUAUCUAUUCUAGUCAAGGAAUCUCUUGACUCAAUCUCUGACGAUUAUUUUACUGUUCUGAAAGAUCGAUCUCGCGAUAAAUCUUUGGCUAUUAGAAAGGAAGCGUUGGGUGCCCUUGCAUGCAUAUUUAAAAGGGCCUUGCUUUCUUGUAAAGACAUGGAGUUGGCUCAUACGCCUAACCUCUCUCAAGAACGUAUUUCUACCACUUUAAACACGAUUCUGCAUCUAUACUAUCAAUCUUCUACUGAGGACAAGUGCGUCAUUCUGUUAUUUAUUCAAUAUUGA